AGAGAGAGAAAGAAAGUGAGAGAGCAAGAGGAGGAGAGGGAGGAGAAGAUACAGCACACGGGCGAACACUCAGGAGCAUCAUGGCACCAAUUGGAUUAAAGGCGGUCGUUGGCGAAAAGAUUAUGAAUGAUGUCAUCAAGAAGGUGAAGAAGAAGGGAGAAUGGAAGGCUUUGAUAGUGGACCAGCUCAGCAUGAGGAUGUUGUCGUCCUGCUGCAAAAUGACUGAUAUCAUGACAGAGGGCAUCACUAUUGUUGAAGACAUCAUGAAACGGAGAGAACCUCUUCCCUCACUGGAGGCCAUUUACCUGAUCACCCCGACUGACAAGUCUGUGCAGACUCUCGUCAAUGACUUCAAGGAUCCCCAUUCAGCCAAAUAUAAAGCGGCUCAUGUGUUCUUCACUGACUCGUGCCCUGACCCCCUGUUUAAUGAAGUGGUGAAGAGCCGUGCCUCCAAAACCAUUAAAACCCUAAAUGAGAUCAACAUCGCCUUCCUGCCCUACGAGUCCCAGGUGUUUUCUUUGGACAACCCUGAUGCCUUUCAGAGUUUCUACAGCCCUCAUAAGACACAGCUGAAGAACCCUGUGAUGGAGCGGCUGGCAGAGCAGCUGGCAACUCUGUGUGCCACACUGAAGGAGUAUCCGGCCGUCCGAUACCGAGGGGAAUAUAAAGAUAACGCCACUCUGGCUCAGUUGCUUCAGGACAAACUGGACGCCUACAAGGCAGAUGAUCCUACAAUGGGGGAGGGUCCAGAUAAGGCUCGCUCUCAGCUCAUUAUUCUGGACCGAGGAUUUGACCCCGUCUCUCCUGUCCUGCAUGAGCUCACUUUCCAGGCUAUGGCCUACGACCUCCUGCCCAUUGAGAAUGAUGUCUACAAGUAUGACACCAGUGGAAUAGGAGACUCUCGUGAGAAGGAGGUGCUCCUGCAUGAAGAUGAUGAUCUCUGGGUUGCUCUACGACACAAACAUAUCGCUGAGGUCUCUCAGGAGGUGACGCGCUCACUCAAGGAGUUUUCUGCCAGCAAACGCAUGAACACUGGAGAGAAGACCACCAUGAGGGAUUUGUCUCAAAUGCUGAAGAAGAUGCCGCAGUAUCAGAAAGAGCUCAGCAAGUACUCAACUCAUCUGCAGCUGGCUGAAGACUGCAUGAAGCACUACCAAGGAACUGUGGACAAACUGUGCCGUGUAGAGCAGGAUCUUGCAAUGGGAACAGAUGCUGAGGGUGAGAAGAUUAAAGACCCCAUGAGGGCCAUCGUGCCAAUCUUGCUGGAUGCCAAUGUCACCACCUAUGACAAGAUCCGCAUCAUCCUGCUCUACAUUUUCCUCAAGAACGGGAUCACGGAGGAAAACCUUAACAAGCUGAUCCAGCACGCUCAGAUCCCUCCUGAGGACAGUGAGAUCAUCACCAAUAUGGCUCACCUGGGCGUCCCCAUCAUCACAGACUCGACUCUGCGCAGAGGCAAGAAGAUGGACCGUAAGGAGCGUGUGAGCGAACAAACCUACCAGCUCUCUCGCUGGACCCCGCUCAUCAAGGAUAUCAUGGAGGAUGCUAUCGACGACAAGCUGGACACCAAACAUUAUCCGUACAUCUCAACACGCUCGUCCUCCUCUUUCAGCACUUCUGCAGUCAGUGCCCGAUAUGGCCACUGGCACAAGAAUAAAACCCCUGGAGAGUACCGCACAGGCCCUCGCAUCAUGGUCUUCAUCAUCGGUGGAGCAUCCUUUAGCGAGAUGCGUUGUGCCUAUGAGGUCACACAGGCUAAUGGCAAAUGGGAGGCCAUCGUUGGUUCGACCCAUGUCGGCGGUCCCACCCAGCUUCUGGACGCUCUUAAGGCCAUGAACAAACCCGACGAGGAGUAAACAAGCUAAAAAAAUUAAAUAAAAAUCACAACUUCCUCCCCAUAAACCCCCCAUUGCUCAGUAACCCUCUCCCCCUCCCUCGAUCCGUCACCCUGUAAAUCUCACCCGCUCCUAUAUAAAUAGUGUAUGCAUCUUGCUUGAGAAAAAAAUACAAUAAAUAAUAAAAAAAACAUAUGAUUGGUGACAAUUAAAAAAAGAAUAUUCUAUAAAUUUAUAUAUAUAUAUAUUUAAAUAUAUAUAUAAUGUUGAGAUAAAAUAACUGUUGCAAGUAUUCUUCUGUUUUACAAUGGAUGCAAAACCACUAGACAGAGUUUUCAUUAUUUAAAUUGCUAUUUCAAAACCUUGAAAGUACCAAAUGUUAUAUGUUAUGGAACCUGCUAGAAUGUGUAAAUGGUAGAUUUUUUUGCGUUCGUUCCUUAUUCAACUCGGUGUGUUUUGUUUUUCGUUUUCUUUGUUUGUUUUGUAAUGGUUUAAAAGUGGUUGGGGGAGGGACUGGUUUGUAUGCAAAUAGACCAGUGAGGCAAAACGAUGCAUAUCACUUCCUACACUAAAGGCUAAACUGCCGCUUUGGGUUUAAUCGGUGUUUCAUUUUAGAUGUGCAUGCCAUGGACGCUACUAUGUGGCCCUUUUGACAUGUUUGAAAACGGUAACAAAAAAUAUUAAGCUCUAAAAAAAGAAAAUCAAGCAUCUUUUUGGGACUCCAGUGAUGAAGAGGAAUGGAAGGAGGCCAAAACAGAUCAAAAGCCUCAAGCUGAAUAAGUGAAAAAGACACUGUAAAUAAAUAUCCAACGUCACCCCUCCCUUCAGUCGCGACUCCUGGAGCAUUUACUCUCCGUGUGCUUCUUUUCACGUCUCCUUCCGCAGAGACCUCCUGAUUUAGUGUGAAGAAGGCCGUUGCUUGCUGAUGUUUUACGGAAUUAAAAAAAAAGGGCCAGUUGUAUUUCAGUAUUGUAUCUCGUCCAAUUAAAGUCUUAUCAUUGGUUAGUAAACAAUGUUUAACCGGGACAUGCACUGAGUAGCGUGUUGUUGUAUAUGCCAUAUGUUACUGUUUUUUCGUCUCACUGUUGACUGGUGACAAUUUCUGACUGUGAAGUAGUAAAACUUUCCUUUGCCGAUGUGAAGCCACUGUGUUUGUGACGUAUUAGCUGUAGAUGUAGUGAAAAUCUGGGAAAAAAUUAUAAUAGGUACUCUCUAUCUUUGGUUUGUCCGUCUGAUAGUUUCUUUUCUGGUGCAAUGUUAUAUCUUCCACUGGCGAAUGGCUUUGCAAUGAGACGCAAUCCCCCCUUUUUGAACAUUUUAUUUAUUUUUUGGGUUUGUGUUUGUUCUAUUCUGGCAGAAAAGGUUGUAUAUUGCACUACGCGUUUUCUGUGAUGCAAACGCUUCAAUGGUUCUCUCUUUUUUAAAUGCUACCUUAUUUUUGGGGUUUGCUGCCGUAUAGCCGUGUCAACUGGAUUGAUUUCUAUUACAUUGCUUUUUUUCAGAGAAUAUCAAUAAUUAAGAGCGUAGUCUGUCCUAAACCUGUUUGAUCUUACUGGGAUUCUAUGUUUGCGAGUGUUGAAGCACAAACUAAAGUAUACUUCAUGUGUACCAAUGUACUAAGGCUGUCUAAUAAAUUGGCUUCCAUUACAAAU
This is a messenger RNA of Danio aesculapii, 3487 nucleotides long. RefSeq names its product syntaxin binding protein 1a (gene stxbp1a). Gene Ontology annotation, molecular function: syntaxin binding. The record is from RefSeq and is a predicted model, not a curated record. Lineage: Eukaryota; Metazoa; Chordata; Actinopteri; Cypriniformes; Danionidae. Gene Ontology annotation, cellular component: plasma membrane; secretory granule. Bases 81 to 1856 code for a protein of 591 amino acids. Gene Ontology annotation, biological process: neurotransmitter secretion; intracellular protein transport; vesicle-mediated transport. The transcript has 19 exons.